CCCCGUUUUCCCUCCUUUCGCUAUCCAUCCAUCCCCUCUCUCCUUAUCCGGUGGUGCUUCCCUUCCUUUUCACUCUUCGGAGUAGUCGCUCGUUAUAUUUGCUCUUUUACUGACCCUAGUCUUUCGUUUCCGGAGUGUGGAGUUGGACUUCACUUCGACUUCGAAAUCCGCAACAUCACCUUGAUAAGGGAGAGAUACAGGAACAACAGUCGUCAGGAUGAGAUUCGACAUGGUUUCCGGCGCAUCUGCGCUGCUGUGGUUCGUCGCCAGCGUCGAGGCAUCCAAGCAUGCGCAUCGGCACCAUUUGAGACAUGAACACGGCACCGUCCACUCCGUUGCUGAAGUGGGUGCGCCAUUGGAGAAGAGAGGAGGGAAGUGCCAGUUCCCCACCGAUGCCGGCUUGGUCGCUGUGACUCCGAAUAUGAAGAACGCCGGAUGGGCGAUGAGCCCCGAUCAGGCCUGUGAGCCUGGCAAUUACUGCCCCUACGCCUGUCCCCCGGGCCAGGUGUCGAUGCAGUGGGACCCCGAAGCGACCUCGUAUUCGUACCCUUUGUCCAUGAAUGGCGGUCUCUAUUGCGACAAGGACGGUCAGAUCAAGAAGCCGUUCCCCGACAAGCCGUACUGCCAGGACGGCACGGGUGCCGUGGGCGCAAAGAAUAAGUGCAGCAAGCACGUUGCGAUCUGCCAGACUGUGCUGCCUGGAAACGAGGCAAUGUUGAUUCCCACGCUGGUCGAGGACGCGGCUACUCUUGCGGUGCCUGACCUCAGCUACUGGUGUGAAACCGCCGCUCACUUCUAUAUCAACCCGCCUGGCUAUGACACCGAGACCGCUUGUGUCUGGGGUACUUCUGACAGCCCCCUCGGUAACUGGUCGCCUUAUGUUGCUGGCGCAAACACCGACGGAAACGGCAACACGUUCGUGAAGAUCGGAUGGAACCCCAUCUAUCUGGAGACCACCACGCCCUUCCGCGACGUCGUCCCAGACUUUGGUGUCGAGAUCGAGUGCGAGGGUGGCGGUUGCAACGGCCUUCCCUGCAAGAUCGACCCCGCGGUGAACGCGGUCAACGAGAUGAUCGGUAGCACCGCCGUUGGAGCCGGAGGCGCCACCUUCUGCGUGGUGACGGUCCCCAAGGGUGAAAAGGCCAACGUUGUGGUCUUUGAAAAGUCCGGCGGCGGCAGCGGCAGCGGCAAUGGCGAUUCCCACUCCACAACCGCGGCACCCUCCACGACCUCUGAGCCCAGCUCGACCACCACAACCACCUCGUCCAGCACAGCGUCCUCCAGCACGUCGACUCCUGCCUCGUCGUCCUCAUCAGAGCCCACUGACACAGACUCGAGCUCGAGCGCCACCGUCACGCCCUCCACCAGCAGCGACCCCAGCUCAUCCGCCAAGGCGUCCAGCGCCAGCCAGGCUUCGGAAUCCGGUGCAUUCUCGUACACGUACAAGCCUCACGUGUUCGUCGAGCAGUCAGUCUCAGUGGAGGCCAUGGCAGCCGAAACGGCUGGUCCGGCACAAGCCACGGCCACUCCCACCCCUGCUUCCAAGGAAAAGGAGAAGGAGGGCAGCGCCGCCGAUGUUGCCGUCUCCGUGCUGACUCUGGGCAUGGGCGCUGUCGCGGCGAUGAUGAUCAACCUGUAGUAAGCUGCAGGUGCUACCUAUUGCUGUCACCAGCUCCAGCCUCAGCCGUGAACUAGCAUUUUUCGCAACUUCUCUUCGGUGCCUCGAAACUUUAUAAUUCUUUUUUCGUUUCUUCGGGAUACCCUGGUCCUAUUGAACCAUACCAUACCAUACUAUACCAUUCUUGACGACUGACGUUAUCUGUAUAUUGACGACCCUUUGACCUGCCUAUAUUAUAUAUUCUUCGCUUCGUCUGUUCUGCUCAUCAGCAGUUUUCUUUUUGACUUGGGGAUUUGGAACGCAUGAUCUGCUAUGCUGUUGCCGAUUGAAUUGACGAUGGGGCUUGAACAUACCAUUCUAAGAAUGGAUAGUGAGCUGAUAGCUGAUUUUGAUAAUGUCUAUUACUCGCUAGUUCGUGAUAGGCUGGAGCAAUGUGACAUUUGCAUAUAUCCAU
This is a messenger RNA of Aspergillus novofumigatus IBT 16806, 2072 nucleotides long. RefSeq names its product SUN domain-containing protein. The record is from RefSeq and is a predicted model, not a curated record. NCBI's taxonomy places the organism in Eukaryota, Fungi, Ascomycota, Eurotiomycetes, Eurotiales, Aspergillaceae. The transcript is spliced from 3 exons. The coding region runs from base 218 to 1639 and encodes 473 amino acids.